AGUGGAGCAGCAAGGCACUGCGGUGAACGGAGCCGGUGGAGCUGAGGAGCGCCCGAACCGCUCGUUAUUCGUCACACAAGGACCUGCUUGAUGGAUCCACACCAGUGUUGCGACUGACAGGGUUUUGAGUCAUCCAGAUCAAAUCAAAUCUACGAACUCCACUUGAAGGAUAAUUACAUGUUUUGGGAUCAUCCUCAGAUGUGUAUUUGAAGCAUUGCUCGAAAUGCAGUAAAAGGAGACACAAACAAACAGAAGAAAGAGGCAUACAGCAGCCCUGAGGAGACCUCCAGCGGACAGCUGAUGGAUCUGUUAUCUUAGCAACAUGCUUUCAUUUUGAGGAAGGACCAGGGGAUUACCAGUAGGCUGAGAGAAGCCAUAUGUUUGUUUGUUUUUUAUUCGGAUCGUCAAGGAUCAAGGAUAUCCUAUUUAUCCCCAAGGGUCAGUUUAAAAGCAUGUUCUCAGACACUACAAGAAAGGCAAAUACUACAAUGACAAGUGAUUUUGAAGACUGACACACAAAGCAGCCACAUUCAUGGGAUACAGAUGAAUUGGGACUCCACUACAUGUGCCAUUCAGGGUACAUAUUCAGAGUGUACCCACCUUGGGGAUUACUUGCUUUUACCUCCACCACUGACACUAAAAAUGGACUUAAUUGCUUCUAAUGUUAAGACACUUUGAAAUCAAUUCUGCAUGUCUUCAGUGCAUUCUAGUGGUUGUCUGGGUGACGAUAAAGUCAUCAGACUGAGCCACAGUGGAGAAAUGUCUAACAUUAAGAUACAAGCACCUGCUGGAAGAUGCUGUUUGAAAGAGUGGUUUUUGAAAUCUUCAACAAUCUACUGCAGACAAGGAGUUUCUGUCAGUUUUUCUUUCCUCACCUUUAUCUUCUUACUCUUCUGCAUUGUAACACCCACCCAGUCGAUUCAUAUGGAGGCCAUAGAGAGCCACAGUGAGUUUAGCUGUGAGCCCAUCAGACUGAGAAUGUGCCAGGAUCUGCCUUACAACACCACCUUUAUGCCCAAUCUACUGAAUCAUUACGACCAGCAAACGGCUGCACUCGCCAUGGAGCCUUUUCAUCCAAUGGUGAACCUUGUGUGCAGUGCUGACCUGAGGAUGUUCCUGUGCGCCUUGUACGCUCCGGUGUGCACUAGGUACGGCCAGGUGUCCAUGCCAUGUCGAUCCAUCUGCCAGCAGGCCAAGGAUGAGUGCCACAAACUCAUGGAGGUAUUUGGAGUAGCCUGGCCAGAUGACAUGGAGUGUAGCAGGUUCCCAGAUUGUGAUGAGCCCUACCCUCGUCCACAGGACCUGCUCACAGACUCAGACCACACUGACAAUUCAUCCAUGACUGUCCAGAGAGACUAUGGAUUCUGGUGCCCCAGAGAGCUCAAGGUUGACCCAGACCUGGGCUACACAUUCAUGGGAAAGAAGGACUGUUCUGCCCCGUGCCCCUCAAUGUUCUUCAACAAGCAGGAACUGACCUUCAUCCGCUACUUCAUAGGAGUCGUUUCCAUCGUCUGUCUAUCGGCAACGCUCUUCACCUUCCUGACGUUUCUCAUUGAUGUUACCAGGUUUCGAUACCCUGAGCGGCCAAUAAUCUUCUACGCUGUGUGUUAUGUCAUGGUGUCGCUGGUUUUCUUUCUGGGCUUCCUGUUGGAUGACAGGGUAGCAUGUAAUGCAGUCAGCCCUGCCCAGUUUCGAGCUUCAACCAUAACACAGGGCUCACACAACAAGGUGUGCACCCUGUUCUUCAUGGUGUUGUAUUUCUUCACCAUGGCCGGCAGCGUGUGGUGGGUCAUACUGACUAUCACUUGGUUCCUGGCUGCUGUGCCUAAAUGGGGCAGCGAGGCCAUUGAGAAGAAAGCCCUCCUUUUCCAUGCUGUUGCCUGGGGGCUCCCAGGGGCCUUGACUGUCACCCUGUUGGCCCUGAACAAAAUUGAAGGAGAUGGGAUCAGUGGAGUGUGUUUCAUAGGGCUGUAUGACAUAGACGCCCUGAGGUGGUUUGUUCUGGCACCGCUCUGCCUCAACGUGGCGGUGGGUGUCUCUCUCCUGUUAGUGGGCAUUGUGGCUCUGAACCGGGUGCGCAUGGAGAUCCCUCUGGAGAAGGAGAACCAGACCAAACUAGUCAAGUUCAUGAUCCGAAUGGGAGUCUUCUCAGUGCUUUACCUGGUCCCCUUGUUGACUGUGAUUGGGUGCUACCUGUACGAACACACCUACAGGAACAUUUGGGAGACAACGUGGAUGGAAGAGAACUUCAAGCGCUAUCACAUCCCCUGUCCAUACAAGGUGGAGCAGAGCAGUCGGCCAGUUGCGGUUUUGUUCCUCGUUAAAUAUCUGAUGAUGUUGGUGGUGGGGAUCCCUUCUGUUUUCUGGGUGGGCAGCAAGAAGACCUGUUUUGAAUGGGCCAGCUUCCUGCAUGGACGCAGACGCAAAGACAGUGGGGUGAAUGAGUCUCGUCAGGUGCUGCAGGAGCAGCCAGACUUUGCCCAGUCUUUGCUGCGUGAACCCAACACCCCCGUUGUUAGGAAGUCCAGAGGAACAUCCACUCAGGGCACAUCCACCCACGCCUCUUCCACCCACCUGGCUGUUCUAGACGACCUUGAUGAACCGAUCAGAACUCACCACGGCCACCCCACCUCCACCAGGAGUAAGGCCAGUAGUGUCCACAGCAAGGCCAGCUACCACGGCAGCCUGCGCCGAACUCGUGAUGACAGGAGCGAUACCAUGGUUUACCGAGGUACAGAGGAGCGCAGUUUCCAUGGCAGCAUGCCCCAUCUCGAGCGCCCUCUCUCCACUCACAGCAGCCUCCAUCAGAUAGACGGCCACUCAAGGCAAGGCAGCCAGCGAGACACAUCUGAGACGCCACCUACCCUCAUCACCCAUGGAACAACAGGAAAUGACAGCCAAGCUGCUGAGAAUGAAGGCACCAGCGCCUGAGAAAAAGAGAUAAUUGUGAGGAUGCUGUCGCUGCCUCCUAAAGAAAGAUUUGCCCUCUGCUGAUACACACCUGUCUGUUAAGUGUGUAAGUGUUUUCCUCUAUGAAGGCAGAGGAUCUAUCACUCAUUUUGGCAUUGGUUCCAGGCUGAUCAUUUGUCAGCAGUGUGGCUAACACAGUUCAGUCAGUGAACUUGACCGAUCUCUCAAAGACUCAGUUUCACAGUCAAGCUGAAGUUUGUUUACUUAAUUACUUACAUUAACAGGACGGAUGACUCCUGAAUGCUUGACUCAAAGUGGCUGAGCCAACAGGAAUACGCCCAACAGUGAUGCUGACAUUAUUCAGGGAUCAUUUUGGUUGUGCUACAUUCAAGCAGAGCUGGCACUGGAUAGGAAACACUGAAAAGUGGGAAGAAGGACAAGAACACCUAGAUGGAUGUCCAGUCUUAUGGUGGCAAUUUAACAUUUUCAGGACCUACAUGAAUAUUAAUAAAUGUGACACUGCCGAGUAUUGCUUUUGUAACAAUCUUUACUGGUUUGCCAACUCUCUUGGAUACAUCUCACUUAAAGGUUGGCACAUUUGAAUCUCAGUCUUCACUAAGAUUUUAUUUUGCCAAUCUUUGUUUGCUCUGGACUGCAGCUUAAUGAACAAUGUUGAUCUUUGUGUGGCUUCAGAGAAUGAUAAAUAUGGGCUUAAUGUGAAAUCGUGGACCUCUCUGUGGUUUAGUGAAUAUUUUUAUACUGUGAAAAAUGUCUGACUGCUUCUGCGUGUGUGUGUGAGAGAAAGAGAGAGUGAGGAAGGGACACACAGGUGGACAUAUAUGUUUUAAACUUAAAGUUCUCUGAUGUAGGGAGCUAAAGCAUUUGUGUAACCUAGAAUGUAAAAGCGUUUUUUUCCCCAAGUCAGAAAGAUGGUGAUAUAAUACAGACAUGGUUGGGUGAAAUGAG
This is a messenger RNA of Centropristis striata (black sea bass), 3876 nucleotides long. Its product is annotated as frizzled-3-like. Gene Ontology annotation, cellular component: plasma membrane. Gene Ontology annotation, molecular function: Wnt-protein binding; Wnt receptor activity. The coding region runs from base 691 to 2931 and encodes 746 amino acids. NCBI's taxonomy places the organism in Eukaryota, Metazoa, Chordata, Actinopteri, Perciformes, Serranidae. The record is from RefSeq and is a predicted model, not a curated record. Gene Ontology annotation, biological process: canonical Wnt signaling pathway; non-canonical Wnt signaling pathway. The transcript is spliced from 11 exons.